This is a messenger RNA of Lasiosphaeria miniovina, 2094 nucleotides long. RefSeq names its product D123-domain-containing protein. Bases 361 to 1740 code for a protein of 459 amino acids. Lineage: Eukaryota; Fungi; Ascomycota; Sordariomycetes; Sordariales; Lasiosphaeriaceae. Gene Ontology annotation, cellular component: cytoplasm. The transcript is spliced from 2 exons. The record is from RefSeq and is a predicted model, not a curated record.
CCCCACCAUGAUUCAUCCCUUGUUCUUUUUCUACAUGUAUCAUCCAUCUCUCUCAAGCUGUCGCAACUUUGCAUCCAUGUGCUUGAACUGAGGUUUAUUUUGGAUUUCCCAAUCGAGAGCUGACAGAUUAUACCAGGGACUUAGGUGCUCACCCAGAAGAAUAUCCUGAGAUUUGGCAAGCUUUGUUACUUCAAGUUUCAUACUUACUCGGUACUUUACUUCGUUGAAGAAUAAGCCGUCAUCAAGUUGCAGCGCCUCCAAAGCACCUACCAAUUCUUUCCAAACAGAAAAGAAAAACGGCAGAGAGAGAUAAAACAUAAGAGGGACAAAUAGACGCAAAACGAAGGAAACAGACACAAAAUGCCUGCCUUUGAGGCUUCCAUGUCGCAGCGCAGCAGCAGCGCACCAGACGACGGCGAGCUUCACUUUCCGCCAGUCACAAGAGACCACAUCCUGCACUGCUCCUACGACAACUGGUUUCCCAAAUACCGCACGUCGUGCAUCCGCUCGCGCAUAAUCCCGCUCACGGCCGGCUUCGUCUCGUACCUGCGCGAAGACGGCAUCAUCCUCGCCGACGAGGGUGACGACACCACUACCUCCGCCAGCGCCGCCGACCAAGACUGGGAGCCGACCUUCACGUCGGCGGCGGCGCACCGGCCGCCUUCGCGCUCCGGCGGCGGCUACGGCCAGCAGGAGGAAGACUCCUCCGACUCCGACUCCGACUCCGAGUCAGACGCGGGCCCGCCGCCACUCCCACCGAACCGGCGGUUCCCGGCGCUGCACACAGCCAUCACGGCAGCGAUCGCGGAGCUGGGCGGGGCGGUGGCGCCCAAGCUGAACUGGUCGAGCCCCAAGGACGCCACGUGGAUCUCGCGGCACCCCAACACGGUCAAGUGCACGAGCGCCAACGACGUGUACGUGCUGCUCAAGAGCUCGUCGUUUGUCAGCCACGACCUGGACCACGCCUUCGACGACACCGUGCCACCCCCUUCUCAGAGUACUCAAAACUUCUCCCCCGUCCUCGUCCUGCGCGCCUUCUUCUCGCCGCUGCCCUCGCUCGAGUUCCGCUGCUUCGUCAAGGACCGCAACCUGGUCGCCAUCACGCAGCGCGACCUGGCGUACUACGGCUUCCUGCGGUCGCUGCGCGGCGCCAUCGUCGCACGGGUACGAGAACUCUUCCGCGCGCAGCUACGCCUAACUUUUCCCGACGCGUGUUUUGUCUUUGACGUGUACAUUCCCGAAGCAGCGACCUACGACUCCUCCUCCUCCUCCUCUGAUGAUGAUGAUGAUCCAGACACAGACGCAGACAGAGCCAAACCCGGCCGCCUCGGCCGCGCGCGGCUGAUCGACAUCAACCCGUGGGCGCCGCGGACCGACACGCUGCUGUUUGGCUGGGGCGAGCUGCUGGGCGUGCGCGUGGCACGGCCGGUGCUGGGCGGUGCCGUGUCGGCGCAGGACGCGCACGCGGCGGCCGUAGACGAUGCCGAUACAGAUGAUGAUGACGCUGGGGGUCUGACUACUACCGAUGACGAAGAAGAAGAACACGAGCCCGAGCUGCGCCUCGUCGAGCAGGACGACCCCACCGCCUACAACUUCAGCUCGGCACCCUACUCGGCGCACAAGCUGCCCAAAGACGUCGUCGAUGCGAGCAUGGCCGGCGAGGGCGGCAUGCGCGAGUUUGCCCAGCGCUGGCAGCGGCUUACCGAGAACGGCGCCGGCGGCGGCCGUUGGCGGGGUUGAUGUUUUGUUUUGUUUUGUUUUGUGCGCGAUCCGCUUUGCUUGCAUUCAUGCAUGGAUAAACCGAAAAGUGAUAUUGGACGGGCAUCUACGUUUGGCAGAUAGAUAGCUAGUGGCAUAUGAUAUCUCUGCUGUUUGUUAAAGACGGGGAUGGGCCAUGUCAUAUUAUACUAAUGCAAAAGACAAAGUACAGGAAGAUCGCUGUAAUGCGUACGUACGGCUUGGGCUUACUAUCCGCUCCCUUGUGAUGGAUGAACUUGAUAGACAUAGUUAGCAUGUCUGUCCCGGUAUCCGGAUGGUGGACAAUUUUCUUUAUUUUAUAUACCCACCGGCCGCCUAAAGGCUGAUAUCCAGUUG